Molecule: messenger RNA, 687 nt
Organism: Asparagus officinalis (garden asparagus)
Lineage: Eukaryota; Viridiplantae; Streptophyta; Magnoliopsida; Asparagales; Asparagaceae
Product: S-adenosylmethionine decarboxylase proenzyme 4-like
Exons: 2
Coding region: 1-687 (228 amino acids)
Biological process (GO): spermine biosynthetic process; spermidine biosynthetic process
Cellular component (GO): cytosol
Molecular function (GO): adenosylmethionine decarboxylase activity
Source: RefSeq, a predicted model, not a curated record
AUGUCGGUCUCCGGUUUCGAAGGCUUUGAAAAACGCCUUGAACUCCGGUUCUUCGGCGACGACCCUCUCGGUCUCCGUCGCCUCCCGAUCUCCACCAUCAACCAAGUCCUCACGCCGUGCAAUGCACCAUUGUGUCCAGACGAGCUGGGCACCGCUGCAUUUGACGCGUAUACGCAACUCCUCAAAGGGCAUCCCUGUCCCUUCUACCUCACACUUUGGCCCUUGGUCUCAGCUUGUCGUUCUCUCGGUAUUCUCGGGCUCGUUCAUGUUUCCCCAGAUAGCCAGCCAUCGCCACAUUCUUGCUUCGCCGAUGAAGUGACAUACUUGGAGAGGUUCUUGCCUUCAGAUUUACGUCAUCGGAAGGCCUGCAUUCUUCCGUCGAACGGUCGGCACUCUUGGCAUGUGUUCUCUGCUUCGGUGUUCGAUGAAGGUAUUCAGGUGUUAGAUGAAUUGACGGUUGAGGUCUGCAUGACGGACCUUGACCGCGAGCUUGCAAGCGGAUUCUACCGCAAGAAGGCCGAUCACAGCCUGUCCGGCGAUGAAGUAGGGAGGGCAAUGACACAAUCCACCGGGAUUGAUGGCAUCAAUCCCCGAUCCCUAGUCUGCGGAUUCGCAUUUGAGCCGUGCGGCUACUCAAUGAACAGUCUUGACGGUGACUUCUACUCGCGAUCAAGUCGGUCGGAAUGA